Molecule: messenger RNA, 896 nt
Organism: Syzygium oleosum
Lineage: Eukaryota; Viridiplantae; Streptophyta; Magnoliopsida; Myrtales; Myrtaceae
Product: chaperone protein dnaJ 11, chloroplastic-like
Exons: 1
Coding region: 110-619 (169 amino acids)
Source: RefSeq, a predicted model, not a curated record
UCCAGGCGAACUUUCCUUAACCGCAGCUCACCACUCAGGACUCAACCAUCGAGCUCUCGACUCUGCAGCAGAACAACAAGAUCAAAUCCAACGUUGACGAAGUUUGCCAAUGGCGUCCGCGUCCCUCUCUCUGUCCGCCGUCCCCUCCGGUCCCGCCCUCCCGUCCCGCCGCGGCUCCCCCGCGCCCCCGCCGUCCGCCGCCCGGUGCCGCCCGCUCCGAGUCUCCGCCUCCUGCGCGACGUCGACCGCCGAGAGGCCGAGGCCGAGGCCGAGGGCGGUGGCCGCCGGGGCCCGGUCCCAGUCGCCCUCGCUGUACGAGGUGCUGGGGAUCCGGGCCGGCGCCACGGGCCAGGAGAUCAAGUCCGCCUACCGGAGGCUCGCCAGGGUCCUGCACCCGGACGUCGCCGCGACCUCCGCCGGCGCCGCGGGGGCGGCGGCGGCGGGGCGCGAGUUCAUGCGGGUCCACGAGGCGUACGCCACCCUCUCGGAUCCAGACCGGCGGGCCGACUACGACCGGACCCUGUUCCAGGGGCCUGGCCGGUUCGCGGUGUCGGCCGUCGCCGCCGCCGCAGCGGCGCGUGGCCCGAGCCGGAGAUGGGAGACGGAUCAGUGCUGGUAGCUAAGGAGGACCCACGAGUUAGCGUUAGAGAUCAGUUGAGAAGACCCAGUUUGUUGGGCGAUAUGGUGGCCUGCAUUUUAAGUGGCUCCAUUUCUGAUCCCUGACGAAAGAUUAAUUGGGGCUUUUAGUGCUCUUUUGAAGUGUUAGGAAUGAGUAAUCUGUGUGUGUGUGUGUGUACAUAUAUAUAUUCACAGACGAGAUUUUGUAUCAGAUGUGAGGAGCAGGCGCUCUUUUUUGACAGCCUGGUAUCUUAAUACAAUGCAAUGUGUUCCCUUCA